AUGGCAUCUCUGCUCCGGUUCCUCAAGCCAGAAGCAAAAAAAAAAACAACAACAAAGUGGCUCCCAACUCGAAGUCCCAAGGCCUGGCUCCGAAACCCAUAACGCGAGUUGUCUCAUCUUGUCUUAUACAGCAGGAAUUGAAUUUCGAUUUCGACUUCAAAAGAGAACCUCAAAUAUUUAAAAAUAAAUUAUAAUUCGAAUAAUGGACGUUCUUCGACCAAAAACGGUUCCAUUAUCGGAUGAAACAAUUUUGUGGUUCGAAUUUUUGCUUAAACCUAACUUACUUACAAAACAUCUUUCGAGACCCGUUUCAGAUCCUACUGCGACAGAAUUAAUAACACAGUUUCUCUCGAUUUCACCGGAAAAUCAAAAUCCUAAUGAAUUGAAUUCUCCUGAGGCGGAUAGUAUGAAUAAGAAUGAAGGGUUGAAAUACAGUAAGAAGCAACUUGCUCUCAAAAUAUUAGCGUUGAAAGUUGCUGCUUUUCUUCGGUGGGAUUUGGAAGUACUGGAAAAAAAUCUCCCACUACAGAGGCAAAUUCAAUUACUGAGUGACUUGUGCAGUGUUACAGCUGGCAAAGCGGUAAAUUUACCACUCUCAUUGGUACACGAAUGUCCGAUUAUUGGGCCAGAAGGUUCUAAACAUUCAUUGAACUUUGCGUUGACCUUGUACCAUCGCUGGGUACUUCGGGCACAAGUGAUUCGUGGAUCCAUAGCGAAAAAUACAAAGCUUUUCAGUUUGGUUCCAGGAAUUCCAGAUUCCACACCUUAUUCAAUGAGAGAUGAUUCGUUUAUUAAUUCAUUGGAACCUUUCACAAACAUCAGCAUCGAUUUUCUUAAUCAAGUAAUUACCGAUUCUGAACCGUUCAGAAUUUUAACUUAUGACUCAUUUGUUGCACUGGAUGCACACGCAGAGAGUGUUCAGCAGCGUUUUGAUACAGCAAUUGCUAUAUCAAAUGCUGAAUUAAGAGCGCAAAUUCAUUAUGAUUUAUGCUUGUACUACUUGUAUGUGCAAAAAUACGAACUUGCCAAGCAGAAUAUUCUACUAAGUAAGGAGAAUUUUGAUCUCAUGAAGCUUGAGUAUAGCACGAAGCCUUCUGCGAAGAAUCUUUACUGCAGUGUUGAGGAAGAACAGCUUCGCGGAUACAUGAUGGCAUGUGGCGUUGCAGGAGGGCCUAUCGGAUUAAUGCAACGGCUUAGUGAAUCUAUGAUGGAUAAUUAUUCAGGUAUUGUGCAGAUCCUGAAAGAGGAUAACAUCAAACGGGAAAUACCCAUGACCCAGCGGAAAAUUCUUGAGUUGAAUGUAGAAGGUUACGUGUCUAUGGGUAGUCCAGAAGCGGGAACGACCGAUCAUAAGGAGCUUGAAUUGGCGGUCGUGGCUUUGAAUGUCAUUCGUCACGUUUUAGAUGGCGAUAACAUUUUAGGAUCAAAUGUGGCAUUGCAAAAGUACAAGCAGCAACAAAUGAAGUUGACUGAACUGAUGCUACAAUUUGUGGAUGAACAAUUUGACGAGUACACUUUGUCCGAUAUAAAUAAACUGAAGACAUAUUUUCUACAAACAAUUUGCACUCAGGGGUACACCGGAGGGUUGGAGACGAUAUUGAAAAGUUACCAGAAACUUAUUUCUUGCAAGGAGUAUGAAGAUUUGAAAAAACAAAGGAUGAAGGAUGACAUUCAGUUCACCGGGAUUGGAAUACAAUCCGACUGGACCGUAUGCGAUUCGAAAUUACUGCGGUUAGACGUUGGUACAUACGAGCGGCAGUUAAUAACUUGUACUCAUGCCAGUGGGGUACGUAAAAUGCUGGUGAAACUAGCCGGAACGAAUCCAACCAAACCUCUCUGGAGUAUCAAUCCCAGCUGGUCAAUUCCACUUCCACUGAAGCAGCUGUUGAUGUCAUUGCAGCGGGGAUUUUUACAAGAUUUUGCAUACAUUCUGGUUGGCAAAUCACGCGAACUGGCCGCCAAAAAAGAUUAUUCGGCAGCAAUUGCCUUGCUAACGUGCUUGAAGAGUGAAACAACGCGACAGGACUUGGCUAAUAAUCCUUUGGUACAGAAGCUGGGUAAAAUGGCAGCAUGGGAAGCACUUCUAAUACAAAUCCAGCAGGUAUUGGACGAAUGGCCGAAGAAACCGACAGAUCAGGUACAGUUUAUUCGAAAUUGUAAGCAAUGUUUGAAUGCCAGUACCAGCAAUGAUGUUGCACCACGGGCUAAAAUUCUUGAGCACUGCGCUGUAAUUCUUUUGAACUUAAACGACUGGAAUAGUCUACUGAGUCCGGAUAAAAGGUAUCCCGCAUUGGAGCUGUGCUGUGUGAUUACGCAGGCAUAUUUCGACAUUGAAAAGUUCAAAGGAACUAAGAAAACUAGUCGCGAAGCAUGGGACUUUAUUUUACCCAUGUUUGUUAAUCAGCAGAACUCUCGACAACGUCAUUCUACAGAAAAUUUCACAAUGCUGCAAUUGUUUUUAGCGAAGUUGCGAGACCCAUUGAUAAUAACAAUUGUGCUUUCUUUGCUGGCUCGGCUUCAUAAUAUCCUAAAGGACGAAACAAAUUUGGAUCUGAAUGCAGAAUACAUAUUUCUUUGGCCUACAAACGUUAGCAACCCGGCGAUUUAUAGUAUCAAAAUGGUGGAUGAAGUGCUGAACAGUUUCAUUCAUCAGUCUUUAAAGUACUACCCGAACAAUGUUCCCUGGAUCAAGCUGAAAGGAGACAUCGAAUUCUGCAAUGGGAACUACGAAGCCGCCAUGCGCUACUAUGUAACGGCAUUGAUCUCUGGGUCGGAGUACUGCACAAUUCAUUUGCAACGUCCGCUGUUGGAUGAUUUCAUAAUUCGACGCAUGAUAAAAUGCUGUUCGAAUCUUGGUUGUUUUAUGCAAGCCGCAGUUUUGUGUCAAUUUCUUGAUGAAACGGAUUACGGGCUUGCUUUCAAAAGCGUCAGCGAAAAGACGUCAGGUUUUUCCGACGCGAUGGAUUCGUACUACAGCUGCAUAUGGGAUCCAACUUUGCUCGAGUUCAUUGUUAAUUGGCAUUUCAAAAAAGGAGAACACAAAAGGAGAUUGCAAGCGAUCUCUUAUCUUGGACAACUCGAACUCAAUGCCAACAACAACGAGGAAAUAAAACGAGAAGCGGCAGCUAUAAGAAAAACUCGUUUUCUGCGAUCGCUUGCAAAACAGUAUAUGUUGUAGAAUCAAACAAAAUAGUCGUGACUUUGAAUUUAUUUGUAUGAAACAUUCAGAUAAUUAACACAAUAUCAAUUGGUAAAUAAUU
Malaya genurostris is the source of this 3260-nucleotide messenger RNA. RefSeq names its product integrator complex subunit 8 (gene IntS8). NCBI's taxonomy places the organism in Eukaryota, Metazoa, Arthropoda, Insecta, Diptera, Culicidae. The transcript is spliced from 5 exons. The record is from RefSeq and is a predicted model, not a curated record. Gene Ontology annotation, cellular component: integrator complex. The coding region runs from base 203 to 3178 and encodes 991 amino acids. Gene Ontology annotation, biological process: snRNA 3'-end processing.